Molecule: messenger RNA, 3874 nt
Organism: Tribolium castaneum (red flour beetle)
Lineage: Eukaryota; Metazoa; Arthropoda; Insecta; Coleoptera; Tenebrionidae
Product: acyl-CoA Delta(11) desaturase
Exons: 5
Coding region: 141-1187 (348 amino acids)
Biological process (GO): unsaturated fatty acid biosynthetic process
Cellular component (GO): endoplasmic reticulum membrane
Molecular function (GO): iron ion binding; stearoyl-CoA 9-desaturase activity
Source: RefSeq, a predicted model, not a curated record
UUUCGUUGUGAUGUCCUAAUCUUCAAUAUAUUAGGUACAGUAAGUACUUUGCUAAAGAAUUUAGUUGUUUAUUAUUUGUUCGACUUGGUGUGAAUGUGAUUUGGAGUUAUCUUUUAAAGGAUUUCUUUUAAUUGUAAAACAUGGCCCCCAACAGCACAGUAACUACCACACUCACAGCAUCAGAAUUAUCACCUAGAGAAUCAAAAAUAUUACCUGAAGUGACCUAUCGUACACUUUGGGGUAAUUUCAAAACACCCCUCAUCUGGCCAAACAUCAUCGGAAUAAUCUCAGUACAUGUUAUUACAAUCAUAGGAUUCGUCACAUUUCCGUAUUUUCAACACAAAAGCACUUUUGCGUGGUGUAAUUUUCUUGCAAUUGUAGAUCUAGUUCAGUGUGUAUUUAUUGUACCUAUUUUUUUAGGUUUUGUAACAGGUUGGGCUGGAGGUUUUGGAGUAACAGCAGGAGCACACAGACUAUGGACUCAUAAAUCAUACAAGGCAAAACUUCCAUUACGAAUAUUGUUAAUAAUUUGUUAUGCGAUUGCAGGCCAAAACAGAUUGCGUGAAUGGGUCAGAGAUCAUAGAGUGCACCACAAAUUUAGCGAAUCAGAUGCUGACCCACAUAAUGCAAAUCGAGGUUUUUUUUUCGCCCAUGUUGGAUGGCUAAUGAUGCGGAAACAUCCGGAGGUUUUAAGAAAAGGAAAAUCAAUUGACUGUAGCGAUCUGUUUGAAGACUCGGUUGUUGUAUUUUUCGAAAAGUUCUUUUGGCCAAUGAAAUUAUUUUGGUGUUUCAUUUUUCCAACAAUGAUUCCGUACUUUUGUUGGAACGAAACCUUCUACUGGUGUGUGAUGAGUUGCAUAGCAAGAUACGUAUGUGGCCUUAAUUUCACAUGGUUAGUUAAUAGUGCGGCCCAUAUGUUUGGAAACAAACCUUACGAUAGAAAAAUCCAACCAGUUGAAAAUUUGAUGGUUUCUAUUUUGGCAAUGGGCGAAGGUUGGCACAAUUAUCAUCAUACAUUCCCUUGGGAUUAUAAAGCAGCUGAAUUAGGAAAUUACAAAGUUAACGCUACGACCUUACUUUUAGAUUUAUUUGCCAAAAUAGGAUGGGCCUAUGAUUUAAAAAGUCCAUCGAAACAGCUUAUACAGCAAGUUAUAGAAAAUCAUGGGGAUGGCACACGCAGAGAUUAAACUACACAUGAAAUUUUCGAGCACUAGUUAGUCUGUGACUUUGAAAUUAAGUUUGCAACAUUGAGUUAUGUACAGGGUGCUGCAAUUUGGAUGUCCUUUCGUUUAGCUGUAAAAAUGAAGAGUUUAAUUUUUUUUAAUAGGUAUCAUAGGCGGCUGUGAUAUUUUUGAAAAGCUUAUUUUUUCAGAUUUAAUUUGUCUAUUUGUGUACAUUAAUUUUAAAUAUUAAAAAAAUAACUUUUCGCUCUUUCUUUAUAGUAGGCAAUGAAAUUUUUUUGGAUUCUUAAUUAAAACUAUAAAAAUUGUAUUUCACCCAACAAGUAUUUAUAAUUUAAUAUUUUUUAAACACUAAUUAAUUCAAAAACAGCAAAAUAAAUUAUUAUUUGAUAAAAAUUUUACAAUUAAUAAAAAAUAUUUGUUUUCAGAUUUAAAAUGGCAAGCUUACAUUGUUAUUCUAUUUUCUAAUUAAACAUGAAAUGUCGGAAAAAGAAAAAUCUUAUUAAUUGUAUGAUUGCCGGUCAAUAAAAUUUUAUUUUACAAAAAAUGUCAAUCCAAGCACCAUAAUCAAAUCCCAUCGGUGGUAAAAAAAACAUAACAUUAUCAACGUCACCAACAUUGCACUUCACUAAAUCAUAAAAAAAAAUGUCAUCAAAUGAUAGUGACAUCGUUUUCAAUUUUCUGCACAUUACUUUCAAUUAUUUUAAAUUUUAUAUAUUCUAUCAAAAGUAUGUAAACAUAUCAAACUGAAUUUAUAUUGUUUUCAGUUCAGGAAAAAAUAAGCUUUUCCAAACUGUCAUAGCAACUGUGAUUCCUGACAACAUUAUUAAGUUAUCUGUAAAAAAGUGUCUGUAUAAUGUUUUUGUUUCAAAUGUGUAUCUUUUAUGUAAGAAAGAUAUGAAUUUUUAAGAUUUCGCUUAAAUGUUAACUUUUGUUUAUAAGUAGUAAACAAAAGACCCUAGCAAGAUGUGGUUUUGACCACAAUUAUUUUCUCAAAAAGUAGGCCUAAGAAUGUAUGUAUGUAUGUUUUUCUUUAAACCUCUCAGUUUCGGAGAUGCCCUAUUGGGACAUUCAAACUGCAGCACCCUGUAUCUGUAUACAGGCCAAAAAAUUUUAAGUUUAUAUUAUCUGUCUAUAAAAAAAUUUCAUUUUUGCUAACUUAAUAUCAAGAAUCAGGAUCAGUCAUUUUUUACCUUCUGUAUUAUCCAUAUUUUUAUUUUGCUAUAAAGAAUACAGAGUGAUUCUUUUAGAAACUAUAUUAAAAACUUUUUAACAUUUAAUAUAACUAGAGCUUUGAAAUUUUGUAUACGACCCAAAUUGACCAUUCUGAGUUUAACUAAAUGAUUUUCAAAAUAGCUGAGUUUUCGGAACUACAAAAAAUUGGCGCCAAGUUCCAAAUUGUAAAUAGUAACUACACAUUUUAUUGCAUAUUUGAAUUCACCUUCUCAAGCUGAGUAAACUUUUCCGAAGUUGUAGGUACUUGCGUGUCAUAGUUUUUGACAUACGUCAAUUUUUUUUGUUAAAAUUUUCAUUUGCGAGUGUUUAUCUAAGACAUCACAGCCCUUGAAUCCUUUGCGAUAGGUAAAUAUUUUUCUUUUGCAUUUGAUAACCGAAGGUUCAGAGAGUCUUCUAGUAUUUUCAAAACUGUCAAUUGUCAAAAAAACUGCUAUACCUCAAUUUUUUUAAAUAUAACGGCCCUAUUUUCUUAACGGCAAACGAAAGAACAUCGAUAUUUACAGUUACUUUUAUCAAUACGUACUAUACCAACCUCUUAUAGUUUUUGAAAAAAAUCACAAAAAACGAUUUUACUUCGUAAUUUUCAUAGUUAAUCAAGUAUACCUUGCAAAAUAGUUUACAAUUGUCAAACUUCAGCAUUUUAUUUAAUUUUUAUUUGGUUUAUUAUGGAAUAAGCAGUAAAACAAUAAUAUUUAAAAAUGUGUUAUUAUAAUUAAAACUCAUAAUUGAGUGCAAUCGAAUUUUGAACUUCUUGAAUGAAAAUAGUGAACAAAUCGAACAUUUCUUUUAAUUAAUAAGACAAUUUCAUCGUAUUUUUCGAAAAUUUACAUGAUUUCAAAAUUUCUAAAACAUUCAAAAACAAAAACAUCAAAAACAUCAUUUUUUAAUCAUUAUUUUCAAAAAAUCAUAGUAGCUUUGCAAUUUGACAGAUGACAAUCCUGAAAAUUUGAGAAGACCCUUUGAACCUUUGGCUAUCAAAUACAAAAAGAAUAUUCACUUAUUUUAAAGGAUUCAUAAGCUGUGAUAUUUUAAAUAAACUCUUGCAAAUGAAAAUUUGUAUAAAAAAAUUGACGUACGUCAAAAAAAGAUAAGUACUAACAAUUGGGUACAUUUUAUUCAAUUUAAAGAGACAAAUUCACAAAUGCAAUAAAAUAGAUGCCAAUUUCUCGUAGUUCCGGAAAUUCAGCUACUUUAAAAAAAAUUUAGUUGAAAUUUAAAUUGUAUACAAAAUCUUAAAGCUCUGGGUAUAUUAAAACUUAAAAAGUUUCUAUUGUAGGCCCUAAAAGAAUCAGCUUGUAGAUUUUUUAUAUUUUUCAUGUUAGCAGUAAAUAAAUAUACUCGUAGGAACAAAUAUCCAAAUUUGCGUUCCUUAGAAGUAUAGAAACAUUUGUUUAAAAUACGUUCAUUUGUUGUACCUAUAUCAUUAAAUUGUUUGUAAUAAACUGACAUAAAGCUUA